AUGGUUUUCUUUUUUACAAGCAAUGUUGUCGAUUCACCAUAUACAAUCUAUAUGGGUCGAGAUAAAUAUGAAAAUAAUGAAUUAUUGAAAUAUUGUUGGCCAGAAGAUUUAUGGUUUCAUGUUAGUAAAUUAUCAUCGGCUCAUGUUUAUUUAAGACGCCAGAAGGGUGAAGCUAUUGAUAAUAUACCUCCGCUUGUUCUAGAAGAUUGUUGUCAAUUAGUUAAAGCUAACAGUAUUGAAGGAUGUAAAUUAAAUAAAGUUGAUAUUGUUUAUACGCCUGUUGAUAAUCUUCGGCAAACAAAUGAUAUGGAUGUUGGGCAAGUAAAACAAUAUGUUGUAAGCAAAAAACAAAAUGAAGUUGUUAAUCGAUUAAAUAAAACGAAAAUUGAACUUUCAACAGAAGAAUUUAUUACUCAACGAGAACAACGUGAUAAUUUGGAACGAGAAGAAAAGAAACGUUUAAUGAGAGAACAAAAACAACGAGAUAAAGAAGAAGAAAAACGUCGACAAGAAACAGCUGAAUUGAGAAAUUAUACAUCACUUAUGCAUACAGAUAAGAUGCGAACAAAUAAAGUAUGUUUUACCGUUAAUGUUCAAAAGAAAAAUAUUUCAGGAGUACAAAUUCUUUUAACUUAG
Rotaria sp. Silwood2 is the source of this 636-nucleotide messenger RNA. The record is from the annotation of a GenBank genome assembly. Lineage: Eukaryota; Metazoa; Rotifera; Eurotatoria; Philodinida; Philodinidae.